This is a messenger RNA of Trypanosoma rangeli, 1659 nucleotides long. RefSeq lists its product as uncharacterized. The transcript has a single exon. The record is from RefSeq and is a predicted model, not a curated record. The coding region runs from base 1 to 1659 and encodes 552 amino acids. Lineage: Eukaryota; Euglenozoa; Kinetoplastea; Trypanosomatida; Trypanosomatidae.
AUGCGAAAGAUGCAGAAUACCCCGCACUUCGGCAGGAAAACGUCCCUGAAAAAGAACAACAUCAAGGUGGAUGUGGAUGCCUUGGUGGAUGAGGUUCUAUGGCGCAUAGCUCUUCAGGUCCCUGGGAGCGUUGCUCAUGGGUCGCCAACGCAGCAAACGAGGAGCGAGAGUAAAGGUAAUGUCCCAUGCCUCACAACAGCUGCAGGCGAAAGGACACGCACGUCGUUUUCAGGGCUUCCGCAGUUUGAGUACUGUAGCAGCACGGAGGAUCGCUCACUUCUCACCUAUAGGUACCUAAAGGCGAAUAACUUUAAUUUGGAGGAUACCGUGGCAAUGAUUGUUGAUGCAAACAAAUUCCGAAAGCAGCACAGGUUGGAUUCCAUCAUGAUAUUUCCCUCCCUCAUUCCUUUACGCGGCUUCAACGAGAAGGAAAUAUGCACUGCGUUGCAGCUCCCGAUGGCAACACAAAUUCCAAGAGAUCCGUGCAGCUCUCAAAUCACUUUCGUGAGAGAUAUUCAGGUGGAGUAUCUGAAUAAUCAUUCCAUUCUUAAGCCAAUCUUGAGUUUAAUUAAUCGACACUAUCCGAAUAGCAUCCAUUACUGGGAUAAGGACGGUCAUCCAGUCAUGUAUGGUAGGUUAGGGCAUAUCAACUUUAAGGAACUCUUUCGUGAGUUAGGGCGCAUCUCUCCUCUUCAUCAACGCCCAGAAGACCUCAUUGUGCUCUUCCAUAUAUACGGUAACGAACUUCUCUGGAAGGUGUUGCAAUACUGCGGCUUCAAAAGCAGGCCUCCGGGGAAAACGACAAAGAUUGAAUGGGAUAAAUGGAAUCAGACAAUGACUGUGGUUAUGGAUUUAAAAGGAGCGCAUAUCUUUGAUUUUCUUCGUGGUCCGUUUCGCAAAACCAUUCGUGGGCUGCUCAAUUUGGAUCAACGUUAUUACCCAGAAAUUCUGCAUAAAUUGGUGCUGGUGAACUGUCCCAAGAGCGUUGCCUUUGCUCGUUGGUUUUCAAAAUUCCUUAUCUCUGGUAAGCGCGGUCUUUGGCAAAAGGUUAUGUGCGUUAGUGAGGAAAAUACCGCUUCCGUAUUAAAGACGCUGAUCGAUGAGGACAAGAUACCUUACUUCUUGGGUGGGAAGUGUAAAUGCAAGGAGGGGUGUGUGCCUUUGAACAAAAUUUUUGGCAAUGGCAGCUUGAACUUCUUUUGUAGUUCGAAUGAUACACUCCGUGUAUUAUCGAAGACUGGGAGCGAAGGACGGUUUGGGGAGUCAUUUUUUGAGGGUCCUAAUGCUGGAUCUUGCAGAUUGGGCUUUCCAACACCGAAGGAAACCGAAAACGUGGUUGUGAUGUCCCGCCGAAAACUCACUCUCACGUAUGAAAUAAGGGCUUUUGAGGACGUCACGUGGGAGUUUGCGGUGAAGCGUGGCAAAAUUGGGUUUCGUGCCGUCUUCGUGGCGUGCUCCGCGGAUGGCCACACGCAAGUUUUAAUGCCACUCACGACUGUGGCGGAGGCAGCGGACCACUUCUUUCCCAGCACAGCAGGAGAGCUUAUAUUGACGUGGGACAACACACAAUCUUUUUUUACUGCGCGAAAACUUCAACUACGAGUGCACUCUCGAGCUCAAGGAGUAAACACACAAACCUCGGUGAAUGUGCCUGGAUAA